GUUUACAAAGCUGUAAGCUGAUUGGCUUUGUGACGUAGUAGUGUUCAAUUUGAAAAAGCUCUUCCUAACUGCCAAUGUAGUCUUCAGCGAGAGGCACAGUUUCAACAUAGACCGGGUUGUUAGAGUUCAUCAUGGCACCGAGAAAACGCACCCAGACUGCUAAAAGCAAGAAGAAUCCCAAAACACCGAAACUGGAAGCUUUUCUGCUUGAUUUCGACGACGAAGUUCAUACUAUUGUUGAAAGACUAAAGGAGAAGACGAACAAUCUUCUGAAAGAUGCAGACAACCUUUACAAGACCGCUCUGAUAAAGCUUCCCAUGGCAGUGAGGAAAAUGAACUGGGUCGAUUACUGCAAUAUAGAGAAGCCAAAGUCACCAGUGGAUGAUUCAAAGGUAAGGGAGGAAGCUGCUCAAGUGGAGCUUGCUAUUGCUGAGAAUCAUGUGGUUCCCAAGUCGGCUGCUAAAGAAGCCAAGAAUUGUGCAAACUCGGAAGAUGAAAACGUGGCACCGCUUAAGUCUACGGUCAAAAAGAAGAAAGCCUCAAAGAAGGCACCUUCUACAUCCAAAAAGGCCAGAGCUCUCUCCAUCAGCAAACAGAGCAACACCAUCCAAAGGUCUACAAGAAAGCCUCUAAUCACCCCUGCUAGAAGUUUACUUGAGUCUUCAAUAAUUGGCGCCACUCCACUUAUCACGCCACGCUUUGACCCAAGAUUGCCAAAGACUCCAGGACUGAGACUUGCACGUCACAGGGAGAAGGUGUACAGCAUGUCUGUUAACGGCUCACCAAUUGCUGGCACUGGAGAGGACAUUGUCAUUAGUGUCCCCAUCGGAAACGGAGAGUGCAUUCAGCUGCUGGCCAGUGAGAUGGACUCUGUGGAUCUGAGUCAGUUGGAUGAGAAGGCCCUACGCAGUAUCAGAAACCUUCAGAAUCGCCUCACAACUCUGUGUGGAACAAAGUGAACACAUGAUCCGGUUUUGUACAGCUUUGGAAUAUCACUUCCAAGUAUUAGCUUAUUUUUUUAUAUAUAUACAUUAUUUCCCUAAUUAUUUCUGUAUGAUAAUCGUGUGGAUUUUAGUUGUUACUUUCAUGCUUUCAGUAUGCUCUAUAUUUUCAUUCUCAUUAACUUUUAAAGGUAAUGUAAAUAAGAUUAGUUGUGACCAUAAUCUGUCUUGUUCUGCCUUUUUGUAAAUACGACUCUUAAAUACCAUGAUUCCUCA
Puntigrus tetrazona (Sumatra barb) is the source of this 1217-nucleotide messenger RNA. RefSeq names its product cell division cycle associated 8 (gene cdca8). Gene Ontology annotation, biological process: mitotic sister chromatid segregation. The transcript has 11 exons. NCBI's taxonomy places the organism in Eukaryota, Metazoa, Chordata, Actinopteri, Cypriniformes, Cyprinidae. Gene Ontology annotation, cellular component: spindle midzone; chromosome, centromeric region; chromosome passenger complex. Bases 132 to 959 code for a protein of 275 amino acids. The record is from RefSeq and is a predicted model, not a curated record.